This is a messenger RNA of Corylus avellana, 3405 nucleotides long. RefSeq names its product cleavage and polyadenylation specificity factor 73 kDa subunit-II (gene CPSF73-II). NCBI's taxonomy places the organism in Eukaryota, Viridiplantae, Streptophyta, Magnoliopsida, Fagales, Betulaceae. The record is from RefSeq and is a predicted model, not a curated record. Gene Ontology annotation, biological process: snRNA processing. Gene Ontology annotation, molecular function: RNA endonuclease activity. Gene Ontology annotation, cellular component: nucleus.
CUGCAGAAGCCGGAUCCAUCCCACAUAAGCCGUAAAGCCCACCAGCCAAACCAAGAACCAUAUUUCAAAAAGCGCGCCAAAGAGGGUUGCUAGGGUUCUUUCUUGUUCUUCCAGAGAGAGAAAAUCCCACCAUGGCGAUCGAGUGUCUCGUCCUCGGCGCUGGGCAAGAGGUCGGGAAGAGCUGCGUGGUAGUGUCGAUGAACGGGAAGCGGAUAAUGUUCGACUGCGGGAUGGACAUGGCCUAUCACGACCACCGCCGCCACCCAGAUUUCUCUCGCCUCUCCCGGUCCGGCGAUUUCGACACCGCCCUCACUUGCAUUGUCAUCACCCACUUCCAUUUGGACCACAUUGGUGCUCUUCCUUACUUCACGGAAGUCUGUGGGUAUCGGGGGCCGAUAUACAUGACGUAUCCAACAAAGGCAUUAGCUCCUGCUAUGUUGGAGGAUUAUCGAAAAGUUAUGGUUGAGCGAAGAGGUGAAGAGGAACAAUUUACCUCGGAGCAUAUUGUGGAAUGCAUGAAAAAAGUUAUAGCAGUGGAUUUGAAGCAAACUGUUCAGGUUGAUAAAGAUCUUCAGAUUCGUGCGUACUAUGCAGGACAUGUUCUUGGAGCAGCAAUGUUUUAUGCAAAGGUGGGAGAUAUGGGUAUAGUGUACACAGGAGACUAUAAUAUGACACCGGAUAGGCAUCUUGGAGCCGCUCAAAUUGAUCGACUACAGCUGGACCUUCUUAUAACAGAGUCCACAUAUGCAACAACUAUACGUGACUCAAAAUACAGUAGGGAGAGAGAAUUUCUUAAAGCUGUUCAUAAUUGUGUUGCGGGCGGAGGGAAGGUGCUGAUUCCGACAUUUGCACUUGGAAGAGCUCAGGUCUAACCAUGCAAGCCAAUACAUAUUAUCAAAUGCUUAUCAGUUGGACCAGCCAGAAGGUCAAAGAGACAUACUCCACACGUAAUGCAUUUGAUUUUAAGCAUGUUCUCAAUUUUGACCGUUCUAUGAUAGCUGCUCCUGGACCUUGUGUUCUUUUUGCUACACCUGGUUGGAUCAGUGGCGGUUUUUCUCUUGAGGUUUUUAAGCAGUGGUCUCCAUCUGAAAUGAAUCUUGUGACAUUGCCAGGGUAUUGUGCAGCUGGAACUAUAGGACAUAAAUUGAUGUCAGGUAAACCCACCAAAAUUGAUCUGGACAAGGAUACCCAACUCGAUGUGCGAUGCCAGAUUCACCAGCUGUCUUUCAGUCCUCAUACAGAUGCCAAAGGGAUUAUGGAUCUUAUCAAAUUUCUGUCCCCAAAGCAUGUGAUACUUGUACAUGGAGAGAGACCUAAAAUGGCUACUCUUAAAGGAAGAAUAUAUUCUGAAUUGGGAAUUCAAUGUGAUGACCCUGCAAACAAUGAGACAGUUUGCAUUCCUUCCACUCAUUAUGUGAAAGCAGGAGCCUCAAACACUUUUAUUCGAAGUAGCUUGAAUCCAAACUACAAGUUUUUGAAAUGCAGUUCAGAAGGUGAAUCUGAUUCAUGCUUAAAAGAUAGAAAGUUCAUGCCACGGCUGCAGGUAACUGAUGAAAGGACAGUUGAAGGGAUCUUGGUUGAGGAAAAGAGUAAAAAAGCAAAGGUUGUUCACCAAGAUGAGCUUCUUCUUAUGUUGGGAGAAGAGAAGCACGAGGUUCAGUUUGCUUACUGUUGCCCCAUAAAUUUUGGCAACUUAGAGGAGUCCAGAAGCAAAGAUCUUACUUCAUCAAAUAAUGUGCAUUGCUCUUGGCUUCGCAUGCUGUACAUAAAACUUUCAGAUGAACUUUCUGGAGGAAACGUCCAGGAUCUUGGGGAACAUAUUCAAGUAGAAUCUGUUCAUGUAUCCAUUUGUCAGAAGGACAGGUGCCCUUACAGAAUAAUUGAUAGUCCCCAAAAUAAAUCUGAAGCAGUGUUCUUUUGCUGCACUUGGUCAUUAGCAGAUGAGAAGCUUGCAUGGAAAAUAAUUUCGAUAUUGGAGAAUUUUAAUUUUGGAACUUAUCCUCUACCAAUGUCAUCGCAUUCCUCUUCCACCGCUGCUUCUGCGGCGGCGGCGGCGUCUGACACCAACGCGCCUCUCCUCCUUUCCCGCCAGGGAGACUCCGAGUCGUCUUCGCCCCGCCCCGCCACGCUGGCGCUCCUUCUGGGCCGUGCCACGGGGCGGCGCGGCCCAUCCAUUCUGGUCCGGGAGACUGCCGCCCGGCAGCUGGACGAGCGACGGGCCGACUGGGGCUACUCGAAGCCGGUGGUGGCCCUGGACAUGAUGUGGAACACGGCCUUCGUGGUGGUCUCGGUGGUGAUGCUGCUCUGCACGCUGAAUGAGCGGCCCAACACGCCCAUUCGACUCUGGAUCUGCGGCUACGCGCUGCAGUGCGCGGUGCACGUGGUGCUCGUCUGGAUUGAGUUCCGCCGGAGGAACGCGCGGAGGACGGCUAGGGGUAGGUCUCAGGCGGUGGACGAAGAAGCCCACAUUAGCGAGGACGACGACGAAGAGGACAGGGACUCGGGGAGUCCCGGCCGCUCCAGUGUCACUAAACGCUGUGAAUCGGUGAAUACAAUGGCAUCAUUUCUCUGGUGGAUAGUUGGCUUUUAUUGGGUUGUCUCUGGUGGCAAUAUCCUUCUGCAAGCUGCUCCGCGUUUGUACUGGUUGGCUGUGGUUUUCCUGGCAUUUGAUGUCUUCUUUGCCAUCUUUUGUGUUGUUUUGGCAUGUUUGAUUGGGAUCGCUCUCUGUUGCUGCUUGCCAUGCAUUAUUGCAAUUCUUUAUGCCGUUGCAGGACAGGAAGGAGCAUCAGAAGCAGAUCUCAAUAUCCUUCCAAAAUAUAGAUUUCAAAUAUUGAGCAAUGAUGAAAAGCCUAGUGGGGGUGCAGGGUCGAUGGUUCCUGUAGAAACGAGCAGUGGAUACUUGGCAAAUGAACGUACACUUCUACCUGAGGAUGCGGAAUGUUGUAUAUGUCUCAGCCCAUAUGAGGAUGGAGCAGAGCUCCAUGCUCUUCCCUGCAACCAUCAUUUCCAUUGUACAUGCAUUGUGAAAUGGCUCAAGAUGAACGCAACAUGUCCGCUCUGCAAGUACAACAUUCUCAAGGGAAGUGAACAGGUAUAAAGGAAAGAUUGGAACCCCCAAUGUCUGGGGUCAUCAACCCACAAUUUGUUUGUAUGUUUGUACAGAAAAGUGAGGCAGAGAUGGGAAAGCUUCUCCAAAAUUUAUAGACAGUAAGUUAUAGCAAGUUGUCAAUUGAGCCUCAUUUUGUCUGUUUUCGGCCAUUUGGAGUUGCCUUUAUUCUUCUUGUCUCUGUAUGAGUUGUUUCUUAUGCUUGCACAAAAAUGGAGCAAUUGAUGUGCAGGUUUUACAUGGUUGCUUAACUUUCUCGGUUUUCUGGUUUUAUAGUAGAAAGAAAAUUGAUUGCUUCA